UCUAAUUUGUGAGAAAUCAGUUGCGGGGAACACUUCGACAUGAAAUAAGACAUAGCAUUACCGUCAAAAAAUGUGUUAAAUUUCACAAUUUAUAAGUCGGCUUUAUCACUUACAAACUGAAAGUGUUAUCGAUUCACGGACAUUUUUCGGGCAGUAACGAGGAUUUCUUAAAAAUUAUUCGUUGAAUUCGACUUGUUGUGGGGCCAAACAACACGGCGGCAAGUGGAAUUGAUGAUAUGGAAAAUUCAGGAAGAUCAAAAACUGCAUUGUUAAUUGGCAUAGCCAAUUUACUCGUUGGCAUCAUAGCGGUGGUAGGCAAUUUCCUUCUGUGUGUGACAAUUUACAAAGACCCUUAUCGACGUUUGAGAAACACAGCCAGUUAUUUGGUGGUGAAUCUGGCAGUUGCUGACCUUCUAACCGGUCUGAUAACAGAGCCUUUGUACGCAGCCUUCGAAAUAAGCAACUUCAUGGGAACAGAGUUACGAAUUUUGUACGUUGUCGGAGAAACAACCGCGUACGUGUUCGUAAACACUUCCAUUUUGUCCAUCCUUUCCUUAGCUUUGGAUAGGUUCAUUGCCGUGAAAUAUCCCUUGUCGCAUGGGCAAAAAAUGGACCGCCACCGAAUCGUUACCAUUAUAGUCUUGUCGUGGACUUACUCGCUGCUAUUCAGCAUGCUUCGCUUCAUGGGUGUCACGCAAGAUAUCUUUUACUGGUUUGAUUUGCACAUUAACUAUACCUUGUUUGGAGGAAUUCUAAUCGGGCUGUACGUGUCCAUUUAUUGCACGAUCAAAUAUCAGCUCGCACAAUCAUUACGCACACAAGGGUACAACAGCGAGACAAGGAGACAACCAGUUCAUAACGAGAUCGAAGCUAAGAUGAAGGCAGAGCGGAAAAUGACAAAAACCGUGUUCUUUCUCGUGUUAGCGGCCAUUAUUUGUAUGCUGCCGUUGUAUAUCAUGCUUCAUGUCGAACUGCUAUGUGAGUCCUGCAUGGAAAAACCGGCGAUAAAAACCAUUAGCAAGCUCUCAGAACCUAUCCUGUUUUUAAACUCAGGACUUAACCCUUUUCUUUACGCAUGGACAAUUCCAAAGUACCGCCAAGCAUUGCAAAAAACGCUUCGUACUUGGUGUCUGUGCCCAAGAAAAAGAAAUAAUCACAGAAAAACGACCUCAGGCCCGUUCAGGUCUGCAUUUGCUAUUCAAAAUCAAGGAAUGGUUGACGGAAUAAAAUCGCCUUCAAAUUCGAAGGACUCGAACCCGAUUCAGUUGAUGGAGAUAAAUAUCAGGGAGAAUAACAGUUUAUAACAUCUUAGGGUAAUACUGAACAGAGAAUAUCUUCUAUCUUAUAAGCCAAACCGUGCGAACUUGUACUCUCAUCACUGACAAACGGUAACCAAAGUAGUUCAGCUCCUAUCAUAUUAAGUGCUAUAUUUGUGAAACUCAGUACCUGCUGAUAGUUUCACUACAUAGAGAAUGAAUGAUAAUCCAAGACGUUCAUUGUAUCGAAAUUCAGACAACAAUUGACAAAACUAAGAGUUAUAUUUCAGUAAGAUCUGUACCAUCAUCAGACUAGAAUUUGCAUACAA
Orbicella faveolata is the source of this 1585-nucleotide messenger RNA. RefSeq names its product alpha-1A adrenergic receptor-like. Gene Ontology annotation, molecular function: G protein-coupled receptor activity. The record is from RefSeq and is a predicted model, not a curated record. Gene Ontology annotation, biological process: G protein-coupled receptor signaling pathway. NCBI's taxonomy places the organism in Eukaryota, Metazoa, Cnidaria, Anthozoa, Scleractinia, Merulinidae. Gene Ontology annotation, cellular component: plasma membrane.